Molecule: messenger RNA, 390 nt
Organism: Alnus glutinosa
Lineage: Eukaryota; Viridiplantae; Streptophyta; Magnoliopsida; Fagales; Betulaceae
Exons: 2
Coding region: 1-390 (129 amino acids)
Source: RefSeq, a predicted model, not a curated record
AUGUCUCCAUAUCGAAUUGUUUAUGGCAAGGCAUGCCACCUUCCUGUGGAGCUAGAGCACAAAGCUCUAUGGGCAAUCAAGCAAUUCAAUUUUGACAUGAAAGAAGCUGGCUCUCACCGGAAACUUCAGUUGACAGAAUUGGAGGAGCUGCGCAAUGAUGCAUAUGACAAUGCCCGCAUUUACAAGGAAAAGACAAAGCUUCGCUCCAAAUGGGAUGGCCCUUUCAUAGUCAAGUCAGUGUCUCCACAUGGCACCGUCAAAUUACAAGACCCAAAGGAUGGCACUUUGUUCAAAGUCAACGGCCAAAGAUUGAAGCCCUGCAUAGAGGGCAAUGCACAGAAUGAAGAUGUUGCUUCCAUCCACUUGACGGAUCCCAUUUACUUGGACUAG